Funneliformis mosseae is the source of this 342-nucleotide messenger RNA. NCBI's taxonomy places the organism in Eukaryota, Fungi, Glomeromycota, Glomeromycetes, Glomerales, Glomeraceae. The record is from the annotation of a GenBank genome assembly.
AUGGUUAAUGGAGGUGGGUUACGUUCAGUUGAAAUGUGGAUAACCAAGCAGCAGCUUUUCAUAGUAUUAGGACGUGAGUUUGAAUCAUCGGUUGGAUCGGUUGACAUGCUUCUAAGACUCUUGAGUAUACCGAAUGGUCCCAUGUUUCGUUCAAACUUCCUAUUCAGAGUAUGGAGGGAAUGCUUCCUAAUGCGCGUUGUGGAAAGCGUCCUUUGGAAGAACCAACAAUUCUGUCUUGGAGCGUUUGAAAUCCACAUGGGCCAGUUGAAUAUUCAACGCAGUAUUAUAUUUGUAAAAACAGUGGAUAAAUCUUGCCUAAACAUUGAUAAACAAUAUAUCUAA